Symbiodinium necroappetens is the source of this 233-nucleotide messenger RNA. Lineage: Eukaryota; Dinophyceae; Suessiales; Symbiodiniaceae. The record is from the annotation of a GenBank genome assembly.
GUCGCGGAGCCUUGCUGGACUUUGAGACUGUCACCCCCUUCCAUGAUCCACUGUUUUUGCUUCUGACCUUCUGCCUGCUCAUCUCACUGACCCACAUGCUGGUGGCAGCGUGGCAGUACCACGAGGACGACAAGUCCGUAGACCAGUUCCUGAUGUUCGUGAAAGCAGUGGUGGUGAAAUAUGUGGCGCAUUCUUGCGUCUUCCUGGCCUUCCUAUUCUCAGCGUACGACACA